Hypoxylon trugodes is the source of this 1157-nucleotide messenger RNA. RefSeq lists its product as uncharacterized. NCBI's taxonomy places the organism in Eukaryota, Fungi, Ascomycota, Sordariomycetes, Xylariales, Hypoxylaceae. The coding region runs from base 104 to 664 and encodes 186 amino acids. The transcript has a single exon. The record is from RefSeq and is a predicted model, not a curated record.
CCGACUUCCUCACCGUAAAUAAAAUUCCAGGGCGCAUAAAAUAACCAAAACAAACCAAUGACCUAACAGAAAAUACCAUAACAACAACAACAACAAAAACACAAUGUCAUCCGACCCAAAAAUAACAUCCAAAAACCUCUCCUACUCAACCGACCUCCCGCCCUUCCUCGCCCGCCUCCGAGGUCAACAGCAACAACAGCGAGACUCAGACGACCCAGACCCGAUCCUAGCCGCGCGGCGACGAGCACGGAAACCGCGAUCUGCGAGUGAAGAAGCUGAGGACGCGCCACUUGUUGUAGAUGAGAAUGGGAAUGCUGUUGUUUUCCCUGAUGCAGAGGGUGGGGGUGAGGGUGUAGAGGGAGAGGGGGAGAGUAAGAAAGAGGGUGUCGUAAGCGAAGAUACACAGGCGCUGAAAGAGAAGGAGAAAGAAAAAGUAGCGGGUAUAGGUGCGGGAAAGAAGCGCAAAGUAGGGCGUGUAGUCGGUGGCGGAGACGAAGAGGAGGAAGCAAAUGCGACGAAAGCUACAAGCCGAACGAAGGAAGACAAGAAGGGAAACAAACCCGCCGCCACCGAUUCAUCCUCCAAAGACGCGAAGUCCGGUCCGAAAUUAGGCAAGAAGAAAGCGAAAAAGAUCAAGCUUAGCUUUGGUGACGAUGGAGAUUGAACGCGCUGAAUAGCAAUAAUGAUUAUACUUCCUCACGAUACGAUACGACACCCCGCUGCCUCUAACAUCUCACGAAGCCAGCGUCGAUUCAGACUAUUAAGUUGAUACUCCACGCGAGCUAUUCCCUUCUAUGCGGUCUACACCCGAGUCGCAUUGCUUAACCAGUUAUUAGGGCUGGAGUAGCAGGUAUUUGCCUAGCAGACAUGAUCGUCCUACCUGGAAUGGUGCUUAAGCUACACAUUCUUCGACAAGGCCCGCCGAGUAGUGAAUGGAAUUCUACAAUAGACAACCCCGCUAUGUUAUGAAACAUCUGACGAUUUCAUGGCGGGGUUCUAUCAUGAGGUUGGUAUUCCGAUUCUCUGCAAUUCUUCUCGUUUAGUAGAGUAAGAAUUCGUGCGGUUGUGUGUAGCGUAUUCUUGACACACCAUAAUAUCGUGUGCCAGAGGCCUAAAUUAUACACCAAAUCAAGUCGCAAGAAAACAUGCAAAAGACU